Frankliniella occidentalis (western flower thrips) is the source of this 5528-nucleotide messenger RNA. RefSeq names its product trehalase. The record is from RefSeq and is a predicted model, not a curated record. Lineage: Eukaryota; Metazoa; Arthropoda; Insecta; Thysanoptera; Thripidae. Gene Ontology annotation, molecular function: alpha,alpha-trehalase activity. Gene Ontology annotation, biological process: trehalose catabolic process.
GAGCAGAGCAUCGCCUGGACCCGCCCCUGGCCAACACUCGGAUGUCCUCACGGUCGGAUGCGUUGGCGCGAGCCAGCGAGCGGUCUAAUCGAGCUAUCGAAGCGCGCCAUCGACGUAUCACGCGCGCCGGUGUUCGACGACCUCUAGUGCACGUGGGCGGCCAUGGAGAACACCUUGCGGAGGUCACGGUGCCCCUCCGCCGCGGCGCAUGAAUCUUUUGUCUUUCACGUGUUAAAUUUGCGAUUUUACUUGGGUGGGCCGCGAGCAGUACGACGAAGUACUGCCUGCCAUUGUGCUUGAGAGCUACAUGCUUGAGAGCCGAAACUUCUGCCAAAAUUUCGUGUCGCGAACAUCUGCGAGCUGUUUUCUUUUGAAAUUUUAAUUUGGACAGGCGACUGACGUGUCGGUCGGUGGGCAUUGACGUCUCUAAGCGCACACGCGCCCCGCCCACCGCCCCGCCCCGCCACCGACGUCGCGGUGGGCCCCGGUGGGCCCCAGGCCGUCACGGCUGGGGACUUGGCAGCGCUACCGCCGCCACCGCCGGCUGGCCGUCCUGGGGGAGGAGGGGGUUAGCGCGCCGCGCCGCGCCAGGCUGGGUUGCCGCCAGCCGCCACGGGCUCGAGCGAGCUAGUGAGUCUAGCCGGGCCGCACAGAGCUGAGCUGAGCCGAGCUAAGCCGCGCCGACACCUGGCCAGUGCGCCAGCGCUCUUCACUCGCGUCGCGCCCGCCCCGCCGCGCCGUUCUACCCCUAUGUGCUGCCCCCGCGACCGCCCGUGAGCAUGCCCGAGCUACGCGCGCACGACGCCGCCCCCGCGCCGCCCUCGCCGCCCCCCAAGCCACAGCCCCUGAUGACGCCUCCGGUUGCAGACGUGAUGGCGGGCGAAAACCUGCCUGGGAUUUUGGAGAGCCAGCUGGAGAAGAAGCUGAUCAUGGACGAGGAGGCCCAGCAGCGGGUGGACGCGCCGGCGCUGCUGCCCGCCGAGCACCACGAGCAGGUGUUGUCCGAGGCGCAGAAGGCCCCGGACAUGCCCGACCAGCCGUCGGUUAGUAAGGAGCCCGAAUUCCAGCCCAUUCCGGAGGACUCCACCAUCACAGAGUUCGAGCCGGUGAUUAAGGCGCCCGACUUGCCGGACGUUCCUGAAGAUGCUCCGCUGGAGCUGCCAGACACGACGGACUUCCCGGUCUCGGACACCCCGAGGACGCUGUCGCGCUACCACUCGAGGGACUCGCUGUACGACGACCUCAUGCCCGACUCUGUGAGCCAGGCCGCCUCCCGUCGAGGCUCCCUCACCAUCAACCCGGAGGCCCUGGCCGAGGCCCUGGAGAACGCCCCGUCCCCGCGCCCCCGCCGCCUGUCGGACGGGUCCGGGGCGGGCGCGCCGUCCGGGAUGCUCUCCAGACAGCUGUCGGACUGCUCGUCCGUGUUCGCCCACAUGCACCACCAGGAUCACGAGGCGGGCACCGAGACGAGCCCAGAGGGCCUGGUGACCCGCAGCGGCACCGCCACCCCCAAGACGCGCAAGAUGUCUGUCUACAAUGCCUCCUCCAGCGCGGCGGCGCGCUCACGCCGCGCCUCCGAGUCGGCCGCGCACCCGCGACAGCCCCGCAUCCGGCGCUUGUCCGUCAACGUCGCCUCCCUCGGCAACCCCAGGAUCGGGCAGCGCAUGCGCCGGCACUCGGUCAACGAGAUGAACGAGCUGUGCCAGGAGUCGCUCGCCAUGCUCAAGGCCUCCAAAAUCCCAGUGCUCAAGUUCACGAAGCAGGCGGGCAGGCCCGUGUCCAGGUGCUGCCGCCACCCGAGCCGCGAGGAGAUGUGGCCGGGCGAGGCCUCCCUGGCCGCCCUGGGGCUGCCGCCCGGGGCCGUGUCCGUGUGCAAGUGUUGCGGGUCGCGCCGCUUCUCGGCCGCCGCGUUCGGCGUGGACGGCCCCCCAAUCCACCUGUCCUCAACCACGCCCCCCACCUGCCUGGUCUGCAGUGCCGUCGUCUGCCAGGGCGACCUGCUGCGCGUCGUCCAGCUCGCCGGCGUCUUUCCGGACUCCAAGACGUUUGUCGACAAGAAGGUGAAGCAGUCCCCCGAGGAGACGAUCCGCCGCUUUCAGGAGCUGCUGCAGAAGACCGGUGGCACACCCUCCCGAGACCAGGUGGUGGCGUUCGUCGACCAGUCCUUUGAGGAUGGCGACGAGCUCGAGGAGUGGUCGCCGCCCGACUGGACCGAGUCGCCGUCGCUGCUGGGCCGCGUGGCCGACGAGGAGUUCCGCGCCUGGGCCCUGGAGCUGAACCGCCUGUGGAAGGUGCUGGGCCGGCGCAUGAAGGAGGACGUGCGCGACAACCCCCAGCUGUACUCGCUGCUGUACGUGCCCAACGGCUUCGUCAUCCCCGGCGGCCGCUUCCGCGAGAUCUACUACUGGGACACGUACUGGAUCGUGCAGGGCAUGCUGCUCUGCGACAUGCGCUCCAGUGUCCGGGGUGUCAUCGAGAACCUGCUGUGUCUGGUGAAGCGGCUGGGCUUCGUCCCCAACGGCAGCCGCGUCUACUACAACGAGCGGUCGCAGCCGCCGCUGCUGGUGCCCAUGGUCAAGGCCUACUUGCAGCACUCUGGCGACCUGGACUUCGUCCGGGAGAACAUUGACGUGAUCGAGCGCGAGUUCCAGUUCUGGCUCAACAACGCCACCGUGGAGGUCACGCACAAGGGCAAGACGUACAAGCUGGCCCGAUACUUCUCUCCGUCUGAUGGGCCCAGGCCAGAGUCCUACAGGGAGGACGUGCUCACGGCCAACCACCUGUCGACGGAGGAGGAGAAGCAGCACCUGUACUGGGACCUCAAGUCGGCCGCGGCCUCGGGCUGGGACUUCUCGAGCCGCUGGGUCAUCCACGACGGCACCAACGGCGGCACGCUCGGCGACCUGCACACGCGCUACAUCGUGCCCGUGGACCUCAACUCGUUCAUGUACGGCAACGCGGUCGGCCUGUCGGAGCUGUACCGCCGGCUGGGCCAGGAGGACCGCGCGGCCGAGUACCGCGCCGUGGCCGACAACUUCCGGGAGGCCGUGACGGCCGUGCUGUGGCACCCGGACCUGGGCACCUGGCUCGACUACGACCUGCUCAACGGCACGCCCCGCCGCUACUUCUACGUCUCCAACCUGACGCCGCUGUGGACGCGCUGCUACGACGAGCUGCAGGCGCCCGAGAUCGCCAAGGCGACCGUGCGCUACCUGUUCAACACGGGCGUGCUCAAGUACCAGGGCGGCACCCCGACCUCCCUCAUCAUGACGGGCGAGCAGUGGGACUUCCCCAACUGCUGGUCGCCGCUCCAGGGCAUGCUGGUGCAGGGCCUGCACUACACGGGCGACCCCGGCGCGCAGCGGCUGGCGCUCGAGCUGGCCCGCCGCUGGCUGGCCGCCAACUACAAGGGCUUCCAGGAGCACAAGCAGAUGUUCGAGAAGUACGAGUCGGAGGUGGUGGGCCGCUGCGGCGGUGGAGGCGAGUACGCCCCUCAGGCCGGCUUCGGCUGGACCAACGGCGUGUGCUUCGAGCUGCUGGACUUGUACGGGCUCGUCGCGUCGUCCAAGGAUGACCCAGAGCUGCUGACGUACGAGAUCCUGGUGGAGGCCGAGGAGAAGGCGCUGGACCUGAACAAGAACGGCGUGCUCUCGCCGGCGUCCGACAGCGAGUCGGACAUUAACGGGUUCACGGGCGACGACAUCGGCCCCGACUCGGACUCGGAGACGGAGAACAAAGUGGAAGAGUGAGGCGAUCCUGGUGGCGCCCAGCCCGCCCCGGCUGUCCGUGCCCGCUCUGCCGAUGGAGGGAAGGACCGCUCCUGUUCGGCAUCCUCGCCUCGCCGCGUGCAGCUGCAACAUCUUUCUCUUUUCCGCGGACUUUUUACUUUUUAUUUCGUCUGCUGGAUUUUAAUUUACGUUCUAUAAGUUGUGCGGUUGAACGACAUGAAGUCUGUCGCUGACGCGGACGCGGGGGACAUUCCAUACCUGGGAGGGAGCUCCGUCUACAUGUGUGUGUGUGUCUGAACUGAGAGCUUUAGAGUUGAUGUUUGGAUGGACUGCGUAUGUGUGUGUGCGCGUAUAUGAGGUGUGCGCCGGCUUGGUGUUCACGAGCCACCUCCCCUUUCCUCGUCGGGAUUACUUCUCUCAGGAUGUUACAUGGUGCUGUGAUUUGGGAUACUUUGUGAUGUUUUUGUACUCACGUUGCUCAAGUAGCUCCCCCACUUCUCGAGUCGGUCGCCUGCGUGGCAUUGAAUGUGAUAUUUAGCUCAUAGGCAGGAUUAAACCCCAGACUUCAGUUUGUUCAAUCACUCCCGUGUUUGUUCAAUCAUGCUUCUGCGCGGUUAUUUUUAAAAUAAUUCUACACAUUUUACCUGACAUUUAUUUAUUUGCUAAGAUUGUGGAGAUUUACCUGUAAAAUUGUUUCUAAGGCAGAGGUACUUCUGUCACCUAUGCCAUUUUCUGGCUGCAUUUUUUGGUGCAAUCAGGAUUCCUAAAUUAAGAGAUGUACUGAGUUUGCAAUUAAUUGUAAAGGCUGAGUUGAGAAAGCUUAUCCUUUUGAGUUCCUUUUAAAUUGUCCACCAUGAUAUAGAUAUAUUUGUGACAGUGGCUCUUAAUUUCAUAUUUGAUAUAGAUGUACAAAUUUAGUCAUUGUUAAUGCUGUAUGACCGUGCAUGACAUGCUUACUAGAUCACGUAAAGUCAACUUAAUAAUUUAUUAAUUUGUUAUUUAUUCAAUGACUUAGUGAGGGCAUUAAUUUAGAAACAAUUACUUCAGCAUUUCAUUAAGAGCACUAUUGUUAAAAAGAAUUCUUUAAGAAAUUUUCUGAUGUGUAUUAGUUGUUGCUUUUUUUUUCUUUUUUUUAGUAGCUUAGCCAACUUAAUUGCCUCUGAUAGUGCCCUUGAGUUUCAUGUCCUGUAGAUAGUCAAUUUCUCAGUAUUGUAACUUAUUAACUGCUGUAUUAUGCAGUAGGAAUCUAAAGAAGAAAAGAAGUUAAGGAGUACUGAGUACUUUCCUUGCUUUGAUCCUGUAGAUCAUUUUUUCUUUGGUCUUAAAGGCACUCAUGGCGAGAAAUUUACCUCAUAUUUACCAUUUCCUGUGAAUUUAGUAUUACAUUUUAGUUAAAUGUCUUCGUUUUAACUUUAAUUUAUGCACAGUCGCUAUAUUUUGUUCGCGGCAUCACGCUCCCCGUGUUUGAAGGCACUAACAUGUCUGUCAAUGUCUAUUUUAAAAGCACUGUGAUAUUUUGACAUUAAAUUAACCUGGGCUGGAACAAAAAUAAGGCUUUUAGUUAAAAAUAUUUUGUGUCGUAUGCGAUGAACACAAGCAACCAUGGUAUAUGAUGAUUAACCUGUGUAACUAUGGUUCAAACCCACCCAGCCUCUUUUAGAUAAAUCUUUUUUGAAGAUAUAGGGGGCCUGUGAUGUAAGCGGACCAGUACAGCGACAGGGUUGGGACUCUUGCUUUUGCCUUUCAAUUACAUGUGAUCUGUACUGUGUAUAUGAAAAAUAAAUUAAUAUUUUGUCGAAA